Theobroma cacao (cacao) is the source of this 1120-nucleotide messenger RNA. RefSeq lists its product as uncharacterized. Lineage: Eukaryota; Viridiplantae; Streptophyta; Magnoliopsida; Malvales; Malvaceae. The record is from RefSeq and is a predicted model, not a curated record.
GACAUUUAAAACGGUGUCGUGCCAGAGCCCGGGAACAGAAUGACUUUCCUCAAUUAGAUUUCACCGCUGUGACGAAAACAGAGAGAUUCAAACUGACCCGAUCAGAGCUUCGGAUUCUGUUUCGACGAGAAAUCGGAGUAAGCCCUUUGAAUUAACUCAUUUUGACGAACGUUUGGCGGGCUUGAAAGGCUUUGCUUCAUCGAAUGAUUCAAGAGCUUGAGGUGGCGGCGGACUUUCUUCUUAUCUAGAAUGCUUCAUUCAAACGACUUCAAUUCAUUGAUUCUUCUCUAUGUUUUAAUCUUCAUCAGCAGCAGCUCAAUUUUCAGUCAUGGAGAAAUGCUUGACGGCAGCGUUUUGAAUGUUGGGGAGGAGCUAAAGAAGGAAACUUUACCCUUACGAAUGGGUUCUCGAGUUUACCGACUACAAGGGCUCAAAUCAUUAACUUGGUACGAAGUGAAGAUAUCGUAUCCAGCUUCUAUCCCUGCGAGUUUUUCUUUGCAACUGAAGAAGGGGAAUUCAGAUUCUGGGUUAAAAAGAAACAGAAGACUGUUGAAUACAGAGAAGUUGAUAUUCAAGACCGAUAGUCUUGACAUGAUCAAUGAUCAGGGUGGGUUGCACGUUUUGGUGACUGUGGAACCUGAAGGUUUUGUUGCAAUACCCAACACAAAGGAGAGAGAGUUCAUCAUCUUUAAUAUUGUUUGCGAUGAACUAUUGUUGGGCAUCCCUUACAAAGCUUGGUGGGUUGUAGUCUUUGCCUUGCUGUGUUUAGGAUUGGCAUUGGUUGUUCCUCGUUAUCUUCCAUCAUAUCUGCUUGUUGGUCAAAAUGUUGUCAAGCAGUCCUGAGACUUGUCUUAAGAUGAGGAGUAAUCGAUUAUCAUUGCCACCAUUUUCCUACUGUGGAGCAUGUUUAAAUUGUUAUGUAAGGAGAGGUGUUUCUGUAACAAAAUUUUCAGAGAUGUAGCUCUAGCAACCUUUGGAAAUGUCGAACAUCUGCCUUAAUGAUGCUCAAAUGCAGCAAAUCUUUGUCACCUGUUUAUGUUUGUUCAGGGGUAUAAUUGUAUAGUUCUUCUCCCAGAGACGAAAUCACUUUAAACCAGGGAAUUGAGCAUCGCAUUCUUCA